Molecule: messenger RNA, 1524 nt
Organism: Dermatophagoides farinae (American house dust mite)
Lineage: Eukaryota; Metazoa; Arthropoda; Arachnida; Sarcoptiformes; Pyroglyphidae
Product: acyl-coenzyme A diphosphatase NUDT19
Cellular component (GO): mitochondrion
Molecular function (GO): hydrolase activity, acting on acid anhydrides, in phosphorus-containing anhydrides
Source: RefSeq, a predicted model, not a curated record
CAUAGGAUAGUAUUCGAACAAUACAACACGAUCAUUAUGUGUUUGUCUGUAAAUGAAUUGCAUAGAGUUGGCGGGAAAAAAUUAAAAUAGUUAAGAUGAUGAUGAUGAAAAAAAGAGCCGAAAAAACCAGUUCCCAAAAAAAAUUGAUCUUGUUGAGAGAAAAGAACAGGAUCCGGCGAUCUCUUGAUUAUAACCUCUUUUGGAUCUCUAUCUGCAUUGUUCAUAAGCACCAUCAAUUCAAGAUUUUUCUUUUCUUUUAUUACUACAAAGAAAUUUAUAAAUAUGAUUGUUAUCUUACCAGCAAGUCAACCGUGGAAAAUAUUUUUUUUUCACUUUGAAAUUCUUAGAAAAUGUUUUUGGAGCUUGAUUGUGUGUGUGUGUUUGUGAGAUAUGAUCAUUUCUGAAUAAAAUUCUUUUCGUGAUCAAUGUAACAAUGAACCAACAGCAACAACAACAAACGACUGACUGGAACAAAAAUGUUGCCCUCAUAAUUCUCAGUCCCAUCAUAGACAUCAAUGAUUCGUCAUUGAUAACCGACAUUGAUCAUGAUGAUGAUUAUUUUGAUUAUCGAAUAUAUCUUCAACAUUUAGAACGUCAUGAAAAAAUUUCACCUGAUAUAUCAUACGAUAAAUUACCAAGAAUGAAUCUUUCAGAUGAUGAUUUUCAUCGUGAUUGGAUCGCUUCGAUCGAUUGGCUACGUCGAGAUCCAUCAGUGGAAAAGGUUAAAUUUCAAAAUGUGCCUAUGAUUCAUGAUAGAUCAACUGUAUGUGGUGAUUAUGGUGAAUAUCAUCAAGAUGUAUUGCUUGCUCUUCGCAUUUGUGCUUUAAGAUGUUUAUUCAACGAAAUUGGUAUCUUACCAAACCAUUGUAAUUUUGAUAAAUUUGAUGAUUGGCUCGAUAAAUGUCGUAAAGAUUGGCAAAUUUUUCGUAGAUUAUAUACAGCCAACAAUUCGUUACAAAUCAACUUUGAUGAAAUUGAAUUGUACGAAUGGUGGAAUUGGUUGACACCAACUUCUGUUGGCCGUUCUCCACGUUAUGAUACAUUAUACUAUCUGGUCAUAUUGAAAGAAUCUUUUCAAAAAAUUCAAACACUGUCUAGACAUGGUCAUUGGAUUUCACUUGAUCAAAUACCAUCAUUGAUAUUACCUCCCAAUGAUUGUUAUGAACUAACUUGCUUAUCUAGAUUUCAUCAAAUUAAUCAAUUGAAGCUCUACAUGCGGCUAGAAUAUCCACGAAUUCCAAUUAAACGAUGGAUUCCAUUCAUAGAGUUUUAUCAGGAUGGUUGCAUUUCAUAUUUACCAGGUGAUCAAUUCUAUCCGAAUCAUGUACCAAUCAUUCCAAUUGCACCACCGAAUUUCAACACAAACAUCACAAUGAUUCAACGAAGAUCAUUAUCUAUGAAUCGUAUUGAACAUCAUGGAUUAAAAUAUCAAAUAGUCGUUUCAGGAGCUAAAAUAAGUGAUCAUUAUCAUCACAUUCCGUAUACGAAAAUUUCAAAUGUAAUAUCAAAACUGUAGCAAAAUUU